AUGGGUUCCGGCGAACUUCGUGUCGGCCCCAACCGGCUCUUUCAACUGGAAUCCGUCAAUGUAGAGGAUUUCAAGAAAAUCUGCUCCCAGACCACCGAUCCGGCCAGCUAUCCGCUGGCCGUGGCCGUGCAGAAGAAUAUCCCCAUCUAUGAUGCCGCCACCUUUGAUCCCCUGAAUGCAGAUACCACCGCGGCUCUCCAAGCCGAAUGGCAUCACGUCCUUGAAUCAGGACCGGGCAUCUUUGUUCUCAAAGGCAUGUACCAUCCCUCCCGGUACGCAGACACCCUGAACGCCACCAACACGGCUUUCCAACACAUCAUCGAUCGGGAGCGCCAGUCCCUGGGCCCCAAAGGCGAUCAUUUCGCAGCCAGCGGGAAGAAUGACCGCAUUUGGAACUCCUUCAGCAAGCACGCCUUUGUCGACCCCAGCUCCUUCAUCACCUACUACAGCAAUCCCUGGCUGCGUGUGGUUAGCGAAGCCUGGCUAGGUCCCGCCUACCGGGUGACCGCCCAGGUCAACAUCGUCAAGCCCGGCGGCGCCGCCCAAGAUAGCCACCGGGACUACCACCUUGGAUUCCAAGAGUUGGAUCGAUGUGCGGCCUUCCCGCGGAGCGUUCAGCUCGCUAGCCAGUAUCUGACGUUACAGGGGGCCGUCGCACACAGCGAGAUGCCGGUAGAGAGUGGUCCUACACGAUUCCUGCCCUUUAGCCAGACAUAUGCUCCGGGAUAUCUGGCGUGGCGGCGGGACGACUUCCGGGCGUUCUUCCAAGCGAACUAUGUGGCGUUACCGUUGGAGUUUGGCGAUGGGUUGUUCUUCAACCCGGCGGUAUUCCAUGCCGCGGGGGCCAACGAGAUGGCCGAGAGCACGGGGUUCCAUCGCAAGGCCAACCUGCUGCAGAUUGGAUGUGCUCUGGGGAAGACGAUGGAGCACAUCGAUGCGGUGCCAGUGGUGGAAAAGUGUUGGGAGGAGGUCAGUGAGAGGUAUCGCCGGCAGGGAGGGUUAAGUGCAGAGUUGGAGGCAUGGGUAUAUGCCGUGGCAGAUGGGUAUCCGUUUCCCUCGAACCUGGAUCGCCGGCCCCCUGCUCCGAGUGGGAUGGCGCCGGAGAGCGAGCAAGAGAUGAUUGUGCGGGGGUUGCAGGAGGCAUGGGAUCGAACCAGGAUUGUGGAGGAGUUGCGAGGGCUGCAGAGAGAGGGACGGGGACACCAGGAGGUGUAG
This is a messenger RNA of Aspergillus niger, 1215 nucleotides long. RefSeq lists its product as uncharacterized. Lineage: Eukaryota; Fungi; Ascomycota; Eurotiomycetes; Eurotiales; Aspergillaceae. The record is from RefSeq and is a predicted model, not a curated record. Bases 1 to 1215 code for a protein of 404 amino acids. Gene Ontology annotation, molecular function: phytanoyl-CoA dioxygenase activity. Gene Ontology annotation, biological process: fatty acid alpha-oxidation. The transcript has a single exon.